This is a messenger RNA of Camelina sativa (false flax), 516 nucleotides long. RefSeq lists its product as uncharacterized. Lineage: Eukaryota; Viridiplantae; Streptophyta; Magnoliopsida; Brassicales; Brassicaceae. The record is from RefSeq and is a predicted model, not a curated record.
AUGUCUAAUUGGAGUUCCGAUCAAGAAGUUGAUGAUAUUGUAGAGGAUGAAGUUGAUAGUAUAGUGCAGGAUAUCCAAUACAACUACACUCACCCAGAUGUACCAUCAGCUCCAAUUAUCCGAAGAGUCCACAUUAAUAGAGACCACGAAGAAGGUCACGCUCGGCUAUGGAAUGAUUAUUUUAGUGAUAAUCCGACUUACACUCAAGCUAUGUUCCGUCGUCGUUUUAGAAUGAACAAACCAUUGUUUAUUCGUAUUGUUAAUGCUAUUGAGAAUGGAGUCCCAUACUUCAGAAAAAGGCGAGAUGCUACUGGAAGGCUCGGCCUUUCUGCACUUCAAAAAUGUAUGUCGGCUAUUCGUAUCAUGGCGUACGGAUGUUCAGCAGAUGCGGUGGAUGAAUAUUUACGACUCACUGAAACAACCGCCCACAAAUGCCUUCUACAUUUUGUUGAGGGAGUUAUAAAUCUGUUUGGAGACGAGUAUCUCAGAAGACCUACAGCUGAAGACCUCCAAUGA